UGUGGAACCAAUGUCGCAAAGCUUCCUAGUCAGCCGUUCGUUAUUCGCAUCGACCGUCCUUUAGACGUUAGAAGGACAAGAUCGCAUGAUCACAACGGACCCUUUGCAUUGAUUUACCCUAGCCUCCCCCGAUCUUACUGCUAUCCGCAUAAAACCAUUGGUCGCCGAGAAAAAAAACUAUGUCACACUGAAGAGAGCGCAGCCAGGCCCGUUUCUCCACGAAAUGGAAACACAACCCCUGCUCUGCGUAUUUCAAGUCCUUGAUGUAUAGCGAAUACAUUCUGUGAAGCCGGUUCACACGCCGUGUACGUUCUUCAUUUCGCGCUGAGAGUUAUCAUACGCAUAAUCUUUCCGUUGGGUCGAAGUCGAGCCGACCUUACCUCGUCCAGUUCACCCAAGCACGCUCCAAUAUGGUGACUCCAAACGCCACAAUGAACGGUGGCUACAUCAAUGGUACGCCAAAUGGUUCUUCGUUGAAUGAAACUGAUGCCGCUGCGUUGAAGUUGCCGUCAAGCACAUCACCAAGUCUAACCCUUGUGGUUGCAACGGAAGCCGAAAGAGAAAAGAUCUGGAACAAAAACUCGGGCGAAUGGCGCGGCGCUUUAUCUCAUGAAGCUUAUCUACGUAGAGAGAAGCACCUGUCGAACCAGGACUUCACUAAAGAUGGAGGCAUUACUCUAUGGAUCCUUGUCGACAGCAAUGACCCAAAUAGAACGAUUCUUUCCUCCUGCGAAACAUAUCGGAAACGAGCCGUGAUCGCUAUGGACGGAAAAGUCCAAGACGUGAUCUCAUAUGGCAUCGGGAGUGUUUUCUGUCCUCCGGAAUGUCGGGGCAACGGCUUGUCUUCACGGAUGAUGAAGGAGCUUGCCCAAAAGCUCAAAUCCGGAAGCGUCCGAGAAGGAGAAAGCGUAGCUUUUUCGAUUCUCUUCUCAGAUAUUGGCAAGAAAUUCUACAAUAAAAUGGGCUGGGAGCCCUUCAACAGCUCAAACAUAUCCAUUCCCACUUUUUGGAAGGGGACGCCUCCCCAUGCUUCUCUAGAUCUGCCACCAUCACGUCCAUUGUUCGCGAGCGACCUACCGAGUCUGUGUGCGAUCGACGAACAGCUCGUCCGCUCAAGCUUGCUCCACGCUCCUGCCGACAAGACUUUUGUGGCAUUGAUUCCUGACAUCGAAACGAUCCGAUGGCACCAUGCUCGCGAAGACUUCGUUGCUCGAGAGAUUCAUGGCAAGUCUCCUGAUGUCAAGGGAGCAAUCGUUGGAACCGAGCCUGGUAAACGAGUUUGGUGCUACUUUACACGAAUGUUUUACAACUCAAAUCCCAAUCAAAGCAAUGGUAACACUUUGCACGUGCUUAGGAUUGUUGUCGAAGAACGCGGACUGUUUACUUGGGAGCGUGCCAGUGCUGAUGCUGACAUGUCCGCGUACAUUCCGGCCAUUUCCUCGCUUUUUGCAGCUGCUCUUUCUGAAGCGCAGAAGUGGAACAUGCAUGAAGUCGAAAUCUGGAAUCCAACGGAACCAACUGUGAGGGCUGCACAAGCCUUGUACCCUGGUGCAAAGGUCAUUGACAGGGAUAACGAAAGCAUAGCAAGUCUGAUGUGGUAUGGUCCGCGAAAAACCACUGGACCAGUUGCGGAUGAAGUAGAUUGGCUAGGAAAUGAGAAGUAUGGAUGGUGCUGAAUUUUCGGCAUCUGCAAACUUUGUACAGUCCGUAGAUCAAGCUGUACUGCAUAUAGCAUUUAUGCCUUCGCAAUCUUUUGCAACCUAUUUUCGAAUGAAUACAUAGCCAUCGGAAAUGUUUUAUCUUCUUC
This is a messenger RNA of Verruconis gallopava, 1807 nucleotides long. RefSeq lists its product as uncharacterized. Lineage: Eukaryota; Fungi; Ascomycota; Dothideomycetes; Venturiales; Sympoventuriaceae. The coding region runs from base 411 to 1676 and encodes 421 amino acids. The record is from RefSeq and is a predicted model, not a curated record. The transcript has a single exon.